UAACUGUCGAAGGUGAAGCCAACUUCAGCGUGGUUGUAGAUUUCCCCUCAGAUGGGAGGAGGUUUGAUCACCUGACCAGACAACGACCAGCUGGGUAAAUAUGGCGUCUGUCUCUGGAUGUGAACAUUAACUGUAGUCUGUCACUGGGGCUUCUGUCGCACCUACCCACCGUGUUUUUACUCAGAAGUCAGCAGCGUGAUAGGUGGAGACGUAAAGAGGAGAAGGAGAGUAGCUUUCCAGUGAUGUCGCCUCGUUUUUUUUCUUCCUGCACAGCAUGAACGGUGUGAUGUCUGCUCCGAAGCUGAGACUGGCGAUCCAUAAGGACUGAUGUUAACGGGUGUCCUGCGGCUGUAUUUCCUUUAUCGGACACGGAUGCUGUUGUGUAGACUGGUCCCUGUAUGUAGACUGGUUACUAUGUGUAGACUGGUCCCUGUUGUGUAGACUGGUCCCUGUUGUGUAGACUGGUCCCUGUUGUGUAGACUGGUCCCUGUUGUGUAGACUGGCUUCUGUUAUAUAGACUGAUCCUUGUGUGUGGAUUGGUCCUUAUAUGUAGACUGGUCCUCAUUGUGUAGACUGGUCCCUGUAUGUAGACUGGUCCCUGUGUAGACUACUUUGUGCAGGUGUUCAGCUAAUGUUAAAGCCCACUCUGCUGUGGUAAAUCACAUAAAACAGCUGGAUGUUCUGCACCCUGUCCAGCUGUAUGACCAGUUUCUUUCCCAUCGCUGCUGUUUGAAAGCAGAAUGACCAGUCUGAUUGUACCUUCUGCGGCUGCCCUUCACCGCUGUGCUCUGACGGCUGUUUUAUGACUGUUGGCGGCGCUGCAGUGUGUGUUGUGUCUCUCAUGCCUUUCUCAACGACACCACUAUGAUAGGCUCCCCGGACGUGGUGGCGUUCACUAAAGAGGAUGAGUAUGGCCAGGCUAAUCCGGACCCCUGGGCUCUCCCGGAGGAGUUCUCGGUUCCCCUCCACCCGCUGGCUGACUCCAAUCCCUGGGCCAAAACUUCCUACGCCAAGUUCACCAAAGACUUCAUCCUCAUCUCUGAGUUCUCUGAGCAGGUGGGCCCUCAGCCUCUCCUCACCAUCCCUGAAGACCCUAAAGUCUGCGGCACGUUCGAUCUCAACUACUUCUCCCUCCGCAUCAUGUCGGUGGACUAUCAGGCCUCGUUUGUAGGACAUCCGCCCGGCACCGGCUACCCUCGGCUCAGCUUCGUGGAGGAUUCGAGGGUGGUUCUGGGCGACUCCAAGGAGGGGGCGUUUGCCUACGUCCAUCACCUGACCCUUUAUGACCUGGAGGCUAGGGGCUUCGUGCGACCGUUCUGCAUGGCGUACGUCGCUGCAGAUGAGAGGAAAAUCAUGCUGCAGUUCCAGGAGCUGUCCCUCCGCUUCUCCCAGGCCUCUGAGUGUCUGAAGGCUGGGAAUAGGAGAGCGUUCGCCAAGGAACUCCGGAGGAAGCUGCAGGACCUUGAGUACACUCACUCGGUGCUGCAGCGGGAGGAGGGCCUGCAGAGAGAGGCGGGUCCUCAGUGCAUGUACUCGGCUCACGCUGUGGAGAAGGCCAAUGAACUCGCAAAUGUAGAAAAGAGCAUUUAUGAACACAGAGACCUACUGAGGCAGAUCAGCUGCUACCAUCGCCGUCCACGCCGGGACCCUCACGCCGUCACCUGCCAGAAGUGUAUGACCGAGUGCUUGAGUGAGUGUGAGGAGCUGCUGGAUAAAUACGUCAAGCUUGCCAACCCUUUCGGUUACAGCAAAAACGAGGAGGAGGGACAGGGUCAGCUUGAUGAUGAAGGCGGUGAUGAAGAAGCUGAUGAGGAAGACGAUGAGGGCGUUAAACGCAAGCCGUCCUACACGCCACAGCUGAUUAAAGCCAAGUCUGCCAAGUGUUUCGACAAGCGCCUGAAGACCCUGCAGGAGCUGUGUGACGAAACUUUCUACAAAGCCACUUUGGAGCUGCUGAAGGAGACGGAGAGGAGUUUCCGGGGGGAUCUUUGUUACCUGCACACUUGCCGCUUGGACAAGGCUCUACGCAGAAAGCAGCGAGUGGCAAACUUCUUGUUCGAGGAGGACCUUGGUGAUGAUGAAGAUGAAGUAGAAACACUAAGACCGUUCUGUGCUGUGAACCAUGCCAUAGACAGCUAUAUACUCUUAAAUCCACCUCCUAUUGUGCUGGGACCAGAACCUCUUGAGCUGGAUGUACUGGAGCCUCCAGAUCCUCUAGACCCAGCCUCUGAAACAAGCCAUACUCAGGAGAGUGAGCUUGGACUUGGGGAGAGCCAUCUGGAGUCGUCCCCCUCAGACCAGACUCUGGAGACCCAGGAGAGCUCAGAGGAGACCAAAGGAAGCUUCAGCAGCGAUAAGAGUGGAUUAGGUCAAUCAGAGAAGCAACAGAGUCUGACUAGUAUGAAGUCAGAGGCGCCUGAUCCUGAUUCGGACUUGACCCCUGACCCUGACCAGAACACUGACCUGGAGAGGGAGAGUAGCAGUGAAGAGAUGGAGACCACUGCAGGGGACGAUGAGGGGGACAGCGGGGGAGACCAGACCCCUGUGUCUUUACUGGAGGUGGUGUCUGAGCUACAGGCCAGUAAGGAGGAUGAGUGUGGAGGAGGGAAUGAUUCUGACCUGCUGGUUCCAAUUGACACAGCAUGCUGUAUGGCCCAGGAGGGUUUCCUUUAUGAGGCUUCUGCCCCAGACGCGAUGCCUUGCCUGCUCCAAAGCUCCCACCCACAGCCCUCCCCCACCCUGGUGGUCAACCAGGAGCCCCAGGCCCUUCUUCCACUGCAGGACGACUACACUGUGGGCUCUCCGUGCUCAGAAAGUCCUGCUACAGGGCUGGAGCUGCCUGUGGGCCACCUUGGAGAUGCAGUUUCCCGUACCUCAGUGGAGGACGGAUCAGACUGCACCAUGAGUGUGUCCACAGGGUCUGAUCGGGCGGCCUCGCCUCUCGGCUACGGUAGGGUGGUGACCCUGUGUCAAAGGAAAAAGGCCGGGCAAGGAGCUCUGAGGUUUGUGCGUCAGUACCCCUUUGCCAUGCAAGCUCUGUGGUGUCUGCUGAGCGGCAGAACCCUGGUGGUGCUCGGGGCAGACGAGGGAAGAGUUCGCCGGCUGGUUGCUGCUCUGGCUCUCUUUGUUCCGGCUCCUGGGAAGUGUGGAGAGAGGGUCCAAGCCUGGCUGUCCUGUCCCUUCACCCUCACUGACCUGCAGAGGUGGAAACUUAUUGGCUUGCAAAGAGUUGCGUCUCCAGUGGGCUCCAGCAUGCUGUACUCACUGUCCCGCUACAGUCGCUACAUCUCCAUACUGGAUGCUGACCAGAAGACUUUGCGCUGCCCGCCGUACCGCGGCCAGCUCCUUGCCAACAUCGCCGACCAUCGCACCUACGUCCGCCGCGGCUCCACCUACUUCCUCCACAUACAGAGCACUCUCUGUCACCUGGCAGCCAAGGCCUUUCUGUUCACCUUCACCCACCACCUCCACCUGCCCGUCAGCUCCACAGAGGGACCCGAGGUGGUGGAGGGCCGGCGUCGCUGCUUCCUGCAGGAGCAGCUGGGGCUGGGUGAGGAGGACAGCCACAUACUGCUCUACCUCAGCCAGCUCAUCACUCAGCAGUACCUGCAGCCUGCCGCCGGGAGCAGCGCGGCAGCACCCUGUUUUAGUUUCGACUACACCACCAGCGUUUUAUACAAAAUCUAAUAAUAUACUGGGAGGAGGAUUCUUACUCACGUUUUAGCAAAAAUCGCCUGUGACACUUUGAUUUUUAAUGAACCAAAGGUGAUCUGAAUAAGGUCUACGGUCAGUUUAGUUUCAGGACAAACUCAGUGCACCGCAUUGUUUUAUCUGUGCUGAAUCUCUCUCUGCCUUGCUUUCUUUCACUCUCGCUCUUCCCUUUGGUUGACGGGAAAAGGCAACGAUGUGAAUGUCCGCGACUUGCUCAUUGGUGUGUCUUUGAUCUGGAGCAUGUUGACGCUCACAAAAACGCAUAACAGAGCAGACAAAAGCCAACUUUGCUUCUUGUCUUUUCAGUCAGUUGUGUGUGUUUUUCUUUAAACUGUGCGAAGUUAAUCCAACAUGGUGGUCCAUGUGUGCUGGUCUGACCUCAGCCAGCUCGCUAACAUGUUCAGUCUGCUAUGUGUUCGUUAUGGCAAGCCGUUUUAACCUUAAUAGCUGGACUGGGUGUCUGCAAGUUAGUUCUUUCUAAUCAGAACAUUUCAAAUAUCCAGAACAAAGAGCUGAAUUCUGACUAGUUGUAAUUCUAGCUUUACAUAUCUAGUUUAAAUCUGCUUCAAGAUACCUUUAAUUUCCUUCAAACCAGUGUUAAAUUAGAUUCUUCCCUCUGUGAAAUUAUCUCUGUAGUUUUGUCAGAAGCUACAGUAAGUCAUAGACAGAAGCACACUAUGGCACUGCAGCUGUAUCUGCGUAUGACAAACCAUUUUACCACCAAGUCUGAGGGUGAAGUUCUAGUAAAUUUCAACCACAACUCGCUAAUGGACGAAGCUGUUACUCUCCACAAACUCCUUCCUCUUUCUAUUGCAUGCAUUUCCUUGCCAUCUUCUCCACCACAGCUGCCGUCGUUUCUUCUGCUGACAUUGUUGAAAUGUUUUGCUGGAACAAUAUCCAAUGUGAAGUCGCGCAUGCACAACAACUGACACUUGUAAUGGAUGUGAGAUGUAUGCAGCUGUUAUUCUGACAAGUCUAAACUGAAUUAUAGAUAUUUCUAGCUGUUGCUGUGACUGGUCGGAAUGAUGUUAAACAUGUAAAAUAAAAGUCACAGUGCAAGUAAAAGUGACACUAAUUAAUCAUUUUAAGUGGAGAUAGUUAAACUCGGCUAUUAAAUGUUAAAACAGCUUGUCAUAUUUAACACUGACUUGUCACUGAGCAGUUUGUCAGCUGAAAUAUAACCCAGACAAUAUGUAUUUAUUAAAACUACAAUAAUAAACUUAUGCUGACAUUUUCUGCCGAUCAGGAACAGACGUCCGUCGAUGAAAUCUGAUAACCUCCACGCGGGCUUGUUACAGCUGGUUUUGUGACAUGCCUCCCGUAUAGCUUCUCUGAAAUCAAUCAUUUUUACGUUUCUGUUUCACUUUCCCAACUUUCAAACCUUGUGUUUUCUAAAUUAAUUCCACUACACAUUCCUGCAGUAACGGAUUUAGUUUUAGUGGACUUGACUUUGUGCGAGUGUGGAGGAAACAUUCCCAAAAAAAAGCUGCUUUUGGGUCGUGAUGCAUGAGGAAAUCUGUUCGGUGCGUGAAUCGGAUCCUUUUGGCUCCAUGUGAGAACUGCAUGUCCAGAGACGUAACGUCAUCGCACACAUAUGUAGUCAGCCGACAAAACCUGUCAGUGUUCACUGCUGGCAAGCAUUUCCAUGGAUAUUACUCACACCGUCAGAAAGAUUCUAAAGCUACUUAGCCUAAAUGUAUUCAAUUUCACUAUUGUCUUAAAGUUGUGUGAGAGUGUUGUGGUGUCCGCAUGAGACCGUCUUGUGCCAGGGUGAUCAAUGUGUCGAUAAUAAUUCUGUUUUGUUACAUUUGGAUGAGCAGACUUGGACAAGAACAGUUAAAGAUGUUUGAUGUUUAUUUGUACAGUUUUUAUCAUUAGAAAAAUUAAUUUCCUGUGCCAUCAAAAGCCUACAUUUGGUUUAGAGCAGUUGUGUAACCCCGAUUUAAUCAACCUGAGCUGUUGGUGUGCAAUGAAAAAAACAUCUGUUGAGUAUUUAUUGUUUUGGGACCAAUUUUGGCUCGUGGUCAUUAUGCUGAGUGCACCCGCAGUUUCUGUUUGGGUAGCGGUCCAAGGGAAACCGCCUUCAACCGUGUCUUUAGGUUCUGCUGUUACGAAUUCUGUGGCGUCAGUGAUGGAGCUGUGAUUCUGUAUUUUUAGACUGAUAAUUGUACUUGUGGUGUUCAUGUGAAAGGUCAGACAACGUGGGGUCAUAGCUGCUGCCCUUCGACUAAAAACAAGGAUUUUUAUCAGCCCUAUUAAUUCCAUUCAAUGCAUCUUAAGUACACCCCUGUGCAGAAAAACUUAAAUGUGAAAUGAUUUAAAAUUGUGUGACCAUAUUGUAAUUGCAUGACUUUUAAGUUAACCCUCCUGUUGUCCUCAUUUACAGGCACCAAAAAAUAUUGUUUCCUUGUCUGAAAAAAAUCCAAAAAUUCAGCAAAAAAUUUCGCAAAUUUCUGAAAAUUUGCAAAACAUUCAGGAAGAAAAUUCCAAUAGUUCCUUAAAGGUUUUAUUUCAAAAGAAUCCCCCAAAUUUGGCAAGAAAAUUCUUGUAAAUAUUUUUUUAAAAAAUGAGUAAAAAUCUUCCAAAAAAUCCUAAAAAUAUCUAAAGUGAUUCCAUAUAUAUAUCAGUUAAACUUGUAGUAUUUUCUUUAAGAACAUUCACAAAAAAUCCAGCGAAAUACACUGGAAUUUGAUUUUUUUUGUGUGUGAAUGUUCUUAAGAAACAUUUUUAACAUUUCUUUUUUUCCACCAAAAAAUGUUAAAAGAUUUCCCAGAAAUGUUUCACUGUGAAAAUAUACUUUUUUUUCCCCCUCACAUUUUCAAACUGUAAAUCGGGUCAAUUUUGACCUGCAGGACGACACGAGUGUUAAAGGGUAGAGUAUUUACCUCUAUGUUAAAUUAUGGACAUAACUAUUUAGAUUUACUAUAGUAAAGAUUCAGGCUCCUCAGUAGGAACUCAAUGAAACAAAUGUGAGUACACCUUUGAUUACUGACAACAAACUUUUAUUUUUCAAUACUUUGCAUGUCCACCUUUCUUUCUGAUGACAGAGUCGCUCCUCUUUGGCGUGGAGGAGACAGAUUAUUGUUCUCUGUAAAACUCCCAUGGUGUUCUGUUGGAUUCAAGUCACCCAACACACUUGUCCUGGUCAUAUUUUGUCCUUUUUGUGUGAUUUUGGCAGUGUGCUAUGGAUCAUGAUCAUGCUGGAAUAUUCUGCAGACGGGGAGUUAUCUCGUCAGCCAGUAUUUUGCUAUGUCCACAGCCAUUCACGGUGCCAUCUAUAUGUAUCAUCUCCUCCCCAACAGUGUUUGCUCUCAUGCAGCUCCGUAUCAUCACAACCCCACUCUGUGCCUCACUGUCAGGACUGUGCAUUCACUGUGGUAAUCCUGGUCAGGUUCAAGGCAAACAUGCUUGAUUUCAUCGUCACUUGACCAAAUAAUGUGCUCCAAAUAAUCAUUCGGCAUCUGUUGGUGUGGUUUAGUAUUGCAGUUUUUGUGCCACAACAAAGAACACACUUUUUUUCUUGCUCACCGUCAGUAAAGGCUCACAUUAAGCACUUCCCUUCAGAUUUACUUCAGUUUGAACUGUGACAGAAACUCUGAUUUUCACUGAUAAUCUCUGUGUGAAGUCUGAAGCAUCUACCAGUUUGUUUUCCAGAGGUAGAUUGUAAAAGUAGUGCUGUUCAUGGAGGGAUUUUUGGCUCUGAUUAGUGGUAGUAUGACUCAUGCUGCUCCUCCUCAUUACUGCCAUAGAUGUUCUAAUGUGUCCCUGAUCUUCCCGUAUCUUUUUUCAUCUUUGUAAAGUCUCUUUUUUAAAAAAUCCUUUGGCAGUUCUUUCCCAUGUGGAGCCAUGAUGCUGAUAGACACAGUCCACAGAUCGAAAACCUCUGAAAGUUCUGGUGUUCACAGCUCAUUUGAUAGCCACGUUAAUGCAGUUAGCCUGAUUGAAAAACACUUUUUCUAACUUAUGUGUCAGUGAUCACAGGUGUAUUCACUUUUGUGGCAUUCAGUUUCUACUUUGGGGCCUUUAUUUUCAAUGUAGUCUUUCUAAAGUGUUUGUUUUUGAUUGAUCAUAAGAGGAAAUACUGCGCUUAUUGCAAGGUGAUACAAUUUUACAUCAUUUUCCACUGAACCGGGGUCCUUGCAUACUUUAUUAUUUCAGUUAAGUGCAAAUUGAGCUUAGUGAUGAUCUUUUUUUUUUGCUGCAUGUGGUGUCUUUCUGUUUUAAAAGUGCUUGAAUAACACAUUUUUUUCUGCUCGGAUGGUAUUGCGACUCCUGUUUUUUAGCUAAUAUCCCUCUAAUUGCAAAAAAGGUGAAUGUAAUCUGAAUAAGCCAUACCACAGUGUGCUUAACAUGUCGUCACUCAGUGUCCUUAUGUUGCCAUAUCAUGUCUACCUUUUGUAAUAUCAUCGUGAGCGGGCGCUGCGCUCACUUCAGCCCUGUACGACGGCGCCGUUGCCGAUUAUUUUAAUAAAGCACGUUGUGAAUGUCA
Molecule: messenger RNA, 8200 nt
Organism: Acanthochromis polyacanthus (spiny chromis)
Lineage: Eukaryota; Metazoa; Chordata; Actinopteri; Pomacentridae
Gene: smcr8a
Product: Smith-Magenis syndrome chromosome region, candidate 8a
Exons: 3
Coding region: 865-3687 (940 amino acids)
Cellular component (GO): guanyl-nucleotide exchange factor complex
Molecular function (GO): GTPase activator activity
Source: RefSeq, a predicted model, not a curated record